Molecule: messenger RNA, 6109 nt
Organism: Dinoponera quadriceps
Lineage: Eukaryota; Metazoa; Arthropoda; Insecta; Hymenoptera; Formicidae
Gene: Pvr
Product: vascular endothelial growth factor receptor 1
Exons: 23
Coding region: 720-4991 (1423 amino acids)
Biological process (GO): multicellular organism development; positive regulation of kinase activity; protein phosphorylation
Cellular component (GO): signaling receptor complex
Molecular function (GO): transmembrane receptor protein tyrosine kinase activity; ATP binding
Source: RefSeq, a predicted model, not a curated record
UCGCCGUACGCGAAAAUUAUUUCCGACAUUUUGAAGAAUCAUCAAAUUACACAUAUGUUCCUGUUCUUAUCUUUUCGUCGUAUUUAUCAGUUUAACGAGCAACAUCGAACAUCAACGGUAUCUCACUAUAUAUCAUAUAAAACGCUCCACGCUAUCAGUCACUUAAAUUUCGCAAACGGGGCGCGAAAACUUCACCCUUGACCUCCCUCAAAGGUGACAACUAUCUUUCAAGAGUAUUCCCACUGGCACGUAGGCGCGAUUAAUUUCCCGAUAUGAUACGAGCGAAUUUUUCCCCGCGUGGGGAACGUUUAUCGGAUCGAAGCUUGUGCGGUUAUCAGUGAAACCGAAACGAUCGCCGGCCGGUUUCACGCGCGGACUCGGAGGAAUCAGGUCGAUGGUGAGUACACCACCUUAAGUAAGCCGAAGGCGGCUGAUGAUGUCGCCAGACGAUGACGUCGUACUCGAUAAGUUGCUCUCGAAUGGGGAACCGGCCGGGUGGGGCCUAUUGGUCUCGAGUCGCUUCCACAGGCUACACACUCAGUGUGAAAGUGGCUGUAGGCCGGUGCGCACGUUGAUCACAGGCCUUGAAGAGAGACUCCGGGGUCCUGUUCGACCUCAGUCUCUCUCUUUUCCCCGCUCCGCGCCCCGGCGAUGUUCCACGAACGACUUCGGUGUCUGGAGGUGUGAUGGAAAGUUGAGCAGUGCGCGAAAAAUCGACGAUGCUGUGCCACGCGUUAUCCCGUGCCUCGCUGCUCGUGUUGGUCGCUCUGCUGCUCGCAACACUCCAAGUGUCGGACGGCUUGAAACCGGUCAUCUGGCCGAAGGAAAAAGAACUUUGGAUAAAUGAAGGAGAUUUUUUAGAAAUUAAAUGCACCGGCAACACUCCGAUCAAGUUUACUUACCCACAAACCAUAAUCAACAAAGUGAACACUUCGGAAACGAGAACGACCGAGAAUGAAGAGGACGGAGUUUUCAGGUACAUCUUACAACGGCCGUCGACCAUUUUCGGCGACACUGGCUGGUACAGUUGUGCCGACACAAGUGUGGAGAUCAUUUCGGAUAACUAUGAGGAUCCCGAGGUUAACUGGCUAUACGUUUACGUGAGAUCCAAUACAAGCUUCUUCGUGGAGAAUGAGCUGCUCCCCUAUUUGGAGAUGGUCACCGGUGAAGACGUCGUGAUAUCGUGCAGACCCACAUCGCCGGACAUGAAUGUCACCUUCGAUAUAGACGAGUCAAUCGAGGAAAGAAUAAAGAGCAGAUCGUGGUACGAUCCGAAAAUUGGUCUCACUAUUAAAAACGUUACGGUGAAAGACAGUGGCGACAUCACGUGCAUAAUAAGGAUGGACGAUGUGGAGCAGGAUAUCACUUACACGUUGAGCGUGCAACGAAAGCACACUUUGCCGCAACCGAUCAUCCACGAUGAGAAUCUGCGUCACGUUACACGUGGCGAAAAUCUCCACGUCAACUGCACCGUGGAAGUAGACAAAUCGUUGCGAUACUUAUUCGAUUGGAAGAAACAGCCAGUGAAUAGCAGCAGAAUAAGCAUUAAGGAAUUUGAAAGAAGACUUGACAAGGGUUAUCAAGAGGUAACGCGUCAGAUGACGAUACUUAACGUAACGGACAAGGAUGCGGGGGAAUACGAAUGCUACAUUCUGUCGAAUCGCGAGACUAAGAACGCGACGAAGAUUAUUACGAUACAUGAUCCUGAAGUGAGAUUCAUUAAUCUCACGACCCAAAGUACCGAACAACGUUAUCUGGCAGAGAAAAACGAGCAGAUACAAUGGGUCGUUUACGUCGACGGAUACCCUAAGCCUGUGAUACAAUGGUCCAAACAGAAUAACGAGGAAAUUCUGAACAGCACGAAGUACACCGUAAGAAUACUCCCGAGGUUAACUAUGUUGCAGAUAAAAUCGCUAGUUGUUCUGGACUCGGGAAAUUACACCCUUACGGCUAAGAACGACUACAUAACCAAAAAGAUCAACUUCACGUUGCAUGUUCUAGCUAAGCCGCUCACCAUGUUGUACAAUAUCGCAACUUAUUAUGCACCCAACCAGACCGUGAAUUUGUUUUGCGACGUGGCGGCUUUCCCGUCGCCAAAUAUAACGUGGAAUUUCAUCAAAUGCCCCCAAUAUCCUUCGCGUAUAAAUUCAACAACCGUGCAACUGACGAAUGUGGUGGAAAGCGCACGGAACGAUGUUGAGUUGACAUUGGAGGUCAAAAUGACGAUCGAAAUGACGGGAGUGUUGAUGUGCGAGGCCUGCAACAUCAGGGGCUGCGAAACCUCGACUGAAGUCAUCUUUGUUUCCGACGGAAUAGGUGCUUUCGCCAUCAUCCCGCCAGAAGAGCCGGUGACGAAAGGCGAUAACGUGGAACUGAUAUGCGCGGUUUCCGUAUAUAACUAUACAGAGGAAAUAUCAUGGACGAAUCAGAAGGACGAGCCUAUCGAAGAAACAGAAAGAAUUGAGAUUAUACGUCGUGAGACUCAGUUCACCUAUCGGUCGAUUUUGAGUAUCAAUAAGGUUCAAGAAUCGGACGCUCAGGAUUACAUGUGCACCGGAAAAUUCAUGGCGGAGGACAGUGAUCUUCCUGACUCUAGGCUUUACAAAUUAGUUGUAAAUGAGCCGGUGCUGCCAUUCUUCAGUUUAACCAACAUGAACGAGACCGAAAAAAAGUACAUCGACGAGGCCGAAAACGGUCGGGAGACGGUAGUUUUGAAAUGUAUCGCAGAUGGAUUGCCGAAACCGAAAGUAACAUGGUACAAAGACUACGAGUUGCUGGUGGACGACAAUAAAGGACAGUACAACUUCACAAAAAAGCAUCAGGAGCUCCACAUAAAUUACAUGUCGCAAACCGAUAGUGGAACGUAUAUGUGUCGUGCCACUAACCGAAUAGGCGAGAAGGAAACUUAUCAGGAGAUUAUAGUGAAGAACGGAAAAUGGCAGCAACACGAAAUAAUAUUAACAACUUCGUUAGCGAUUGUGGCUAUCCUCUUCCUGAUUUUCGCGGUCUUCUCCACAAUAAAGAUCCGCCGUAACAAGAUAAUGAAGAAAGAAUUGAUGGAAGCGGGUCUGAUGCACUUCGAGGAAGGCGCCUUGGAGUGUCUGAAUCCAGACUUGACGGUCGACGAUCAAGCGGAGUUACUUCCUUAUGAUAAGAAGUGGGAAUUUCCGAGAGAACGAUUAAAGCUCGGGAAACAACUGGGCAGCGGUGCGUUCGGGGUGGUGAUGAAGGCGGAAGCGCAAGGGAUAUGCUCGAGCGAAUCCGUCACCACUGUCGCGGUGAAGAUGGUACGGCGAACCACCGAUCCGACUUACGUUCGAGCGCUCGCCAGCGAACUGAAGAUCAUGGUACAUCUCGGCAAGCAUCUCAAUGUCGUUAAUCUUCUCGGCGCGUGCACGAAGAAUAUCUCUAAACGCGAACUCCUGGUGAUCGUUGAGUACUGUCGUUUCGGUAACUUGCAUAAUUAUCUCUUGAGACAUAGGACGGAUUUUGUUAACCAGAUCGAUCCCAACACUGGAAAGCUCGAUAAUACCAUCGGUUUGGACGUGUUGACGAGAACUGCCAGUAUCAAUAGUAGUAACAGGAUAAAAUAUGCCGCAUUAUCCUUUUCUCGCAGUCUUAGUGCAAAUUCGGGCAUCGAUGCGGUGCAUUAUUGUCCGCAAAUUAGCUCGGACUCUCAAGAGAUCUGCUUGUCUCCAAACGGCGGCUCUAUUCUCAGCAAUAACUCAUCUCAGCCGGGCUGGCGAUCGAAUUACCAUGGUGACUAUAAAGACCACAAUCUCAAGCCAAUUUGCACUCAGGAUCUGUUGUCUUGGGCGUUCCAAGUGGCACGCGGCAUGGAAUACCUUAGCCAAAGGAAGGUGUUGCACGGUGACCUGGCGGCGAGGAAUAUCUUGCUCGCAGAGGACAACAUAGUAAAAAUCUGCGACUUUGGUCUGGCAAAGAGUAUGUACAAAGACGGCAAUUACGAGAGGAAGGGGGACGGUCCAUUGCCCAUAAAGUGGAUGGCUAUCGAGUCGAUUAGAGAUCGAAUCUUCUCCACCCAAAGCGAUAUAUGGUCCUACGGCAUAGUGCUCUGGGAGUUCUUCACUUUGGCGGAGACGCCGUAUCCCGGCAUGGAAGCCGAGAAGCAGUAUCAAAAGCUGAUCGAGGGCUACAGAAUGGAGCAGCCGCAAUAUGCUAUGAGCGACAUCUAUGACAUAAUGCUGCAAUGCUGGAAGGCUAAGCCUACUCUGCGACCAAGCUUCACGGACCUCGUUAAAAGCAUCGGCGAUUUAUUGGACGAAAGUGUGAAAUCGCAUUAUAUCAGCUUGAACACACCUUACAUGGACAUGAACACCAUGAUCCUGGAGGGCGGCAAGAACGACUACCUGACGAUGAUGUCCGCGCCGGAUCACGCUGCCCUAUCGUCGCCGACGGACUACGUGAACUCGCCGUUCUCGGAGAUCGGCACAGACUCCGCGUACUUACGCAUGAGUCCCGGCGGUCAGACCGACGAGUCCGGCAUAUUCAGCCCAAGACCGAACCAGAUUCGCACUCACUUCGAGUUCCCGUCGCCCGUGUCGGACUCUGAGGACGCGGUCGAGCAGUCGCCCAUGCUCAAGCAGGAACCCGACCCGUAUCUGAAGCCGAUCAACGUCCAAGAACGGAGAGCCGAGUUCGCGCGGCAGAGGCAGGCGAUGAAGGACCAGUUAACCGACCGGCCUGUCGACCGCGAUUCUGGCUACUGCAACGCGCCCCGAAAUCUACAUCUGAUCGACCUGGACGAUGUGGACGAGAGCGGCACGUCCAAGGAGCAAGCCGACAAGUCGGAUUCGCGGAAGAUGGACUAUCCACCGUCCAUCAUCAGCACGCAAGACAAUUACGUGAACAUGCCGAAGCAGAAGAGUGAUCUGCGAAACGGCAUGCCGGACAGUUUCAGCAAUCCCAGCUACGUAAUAUUGAGCCCCAAUACAAUGCUGGGUAAUUGUGAGAUGGACCAACGAGCUUAACCUCAGAGACUCAGUGCGUGUGCUCGCAUGCACACAUGUGGUCAUUUCGAAUGCAGGAUUCAGAAUACGUUGAGUAUCCUGUUUGCGUGCCAGGGUGACCUCCCUUACGAUUCCUCGUGUCGCAACGCCGAUCGCGCCGUCGCAAUCGGUAUCGUGCGUUGAUGCCUGAUCUGAUACUUCACGAGACGCUUCUCGAGCGAUGUGCCAUGGCGAUUGACGGAGCGCGUCGGAAAUGCGUCGGUGAGUAAACGCCAGUCAGUUUGGACGCGAGGGAACGGCUCGAUAUUAAUUGUGACAGUAUACCGUUUCAUGAAUCACGUUCGAUUGAUAGAUACGAGCGUAGCUCCCGAUUCUUCGGAAUCGAUGUUUCGAGUAUCGGUGUGAUGCACGUGGAAAAUGCAUCGCGAAAAUUCCAAAGGCUUACCGUCGUUAUGAACACUUUUCCUCGUUUUGUACGCAAAUAAACGAUUAAUCGCGUUUACUCGACGUACGCAGUGUACCUGUGCACCAAUGAUUUAUUCGUCCCAUGGGGAACCAAGCGUAACUGUAAGAUUAUCAUACGUUUUUACCCCUCGUUAGAGGAGGAUUCCGGAGGAAGUCGAGGAUUCCGAAGUUGAAUACUUAAUUAGCUUUUAAUGCAUAACAGAAUACCGUGGUCUAUAAUAUUAUUAUAGACCACGGCAUAUAGCAUAUAGCAUUAAUAUGUCACACAUAGACACACAUACACAAAGUACAACAAAGAAUUAGUAUGUUUAAAAGCGAGAUAAAAUAUCAUGUAAUGAGAAAAUAUGUUAUCGGACUUUUUCCAUCGAUGACAUUUUUUCUAUUCUUAUUUAACAAUCUAUUUAAAAAGCUAUUCCUCUUAUCGUGUUUUUCGUAACCCUACUUUAAAAUGAAACAUUUUUAUAUCGCGACAUGACUAUUUUAUUUGUCAACUCCUAUUUGUUUGCAAGCGUGCGAACUUAUGUGGAAGUGAACAAUACAGAGACAACAUCGGAACACAAAUGGACGAGGUCUCGUUAAUCUGUACUUAAUACUCAUAACAAAAUGCUAUCGAUGGAAAUUAUCCAAUUGUUCAAUUUUGUAUAUAGUAAGAAAUAUACAUAUAUGUGUUUAUA